AUGUCUACCACAAAGAAUCGACAACAGUGGCCCAACUUUCGACCCAUCGCUCCUUCACUACCACAGUCCACAGGUGUCAUUGGCCAGUCAGCAUUGAAACCGGGAAUAGACGAUCCUGAAAAACGAAAGUGGGACGAUUUGGUUAGCCCAAGCAUGGCCAAUCUACAAAUUCGAGAAGGAUCAAUAGGGGGUGACAGUGAUAGCGUAUUCAACAAUGCUGUACGCUUUGGUGUCGGGGAGAAUACACAUAACUUGACAGCUGAACAAAAGCAACGACGCAAGGAGCAGAAUCGUGCAGCACAACGAGCAUUUCGAGAACGCAAAGAACGCUAUGUCAAAGAGUUGGAGACCAAGAUCAAGUUUAUGGAAGAGACGCAUACAACAAGCAUGCAAGCUGUUCAACAUGAGAACACCGAGCUACGCGAUGUCAUCAAGCGUAUGGAAUCGGAAUUGCUGGCUCUGAAAGCAGCAGCAUCCACGUUCAACGACAAACUCGACCACUUGCGAGGACAAGGCAUUGAUGUACCCACAUUUACUAUACCCGAUAUCAGCCACGAUCCAAUCAACGACAAGAAUGAGGAUGAUGGGAGCGGUGAUGAUCAACAACCUGCAGCCAAACGCAUCAUGCGUGUGCCAUCAUCAGCAGUAGCAUGUAUUCGAGACAAGGAUGGCGUAUCGUUUUGCGAGAGACUCAAGGAAGAAGUGUGUUCAUCAGCAUACAACCAACUACUUUCAGAGCAACUCUUUGACCCAUCAGGUUCUUUGAAUGAUACUGUCACUCAACACCCUGUGCCGAUUGUCACUGGAUUGGAUAACAAGGGAUCCAUGCUGGAGCACGACUUUGACAGAUUCAUGACCAUCAUGUCCGAAGGUGUAGUCAUUGAUCCAGCAACGUAUUCAACAAAGCUUGUGCCAUGCAACGAAGUAUGGCAACGACUUUCGGAACACCCACAAUUCGACCAUUUCGAUUUGGAUUUGCUCUGCAACGAGCUGAAGAAGCGUGCAAAAUGUUCACACGAUGGUCCAGUUUUAGAGGAACAUGAGCUAGACCAAGUACUGGGUUUAAUGGAGACAAGUCUAGAACGAUGA
Lichtheimia ornata is the source of this 1089-nucleotide messenger RNA. RefSeq lists its product as uncharacterized. NCBI's taxonomy places the organism in Eukaryota, Fungi, Mucoromycota, Mucoromycetes, Mucorales, Lichtheimiaceae. The record is from RefSeq and is a predicted model, not a curated record. The transcript is spliced from 4 exons. Gene Ontology annotation, molecular function: DNA-binding transcription activator activity, RNA polymerase II-specific; transcription cis-regulatory region binding. The coding region runs from base 1 to 1089 and encodes 362 amino acids. Gene Ontology annotation, cellular component: RNA polymerase II transcription regulator complex.